Columba livia (rock pigeon) is the source of this 2326-nucleotide messenger RNA. RefSeq names its product forkhead box D3 (gene FOXD3). NCBI's taxonomy places the organism in Eukaryota, Metazoa, Chordata, Aves, Columbiformes, Columbidae. The transcript has a single exon. Gene Ontology annotation, biological process: cell differentiation; anatomical structure morphogenesis; regulation of transcription by RNA polymerase II. The coding region runs from base 621 to 1835 and encodes 404 amino acids. Gene Ontology annotation, molecular function: DNA-binding transcription factor activity, RNA polymerase II-specific; RNA polymerase II cis-regulatory region sequence-specific DNA binding. The record is from RefSeq and is a predicted model, not a curated record.
AUCUAUCAGGCAGUCCGGACCGCCGCGCUUCCAAAGUGGCGAGCGAGGCCCCGCGACGCCCCGGCCUCCUGCCCCCGCCCCGCCCGGCCGCCGGGAGCUCCGUCCCCUCCCUCCGCCAAGGGGAGGAAAAAAAAAAACACCAAACCACAACAAGAAAGAGGAGGAAAGAGGAAAGAAAAAAAAAAAAGCCAAGAAAAAAAAGCCAAGGGCGGCGGAGCGGUGCGCGGCGGAGCCGCGGCCGCGGAGCGGAGCGGUGGAGCGGCGGGUGCCCGCGGAGCCGCGGCGGCCCCAUGCCCGGCGCCCGCGGGCGCCCAUCGCAGCGGGCGGGAACCAGCGUCGCCGCCUGAUCCCCGAUGCCCGGCGGCGGGAGCAGGGCGCGCAGCCGGAGGUGACCGGGCGGCCAGGGCAGCCCCGCGCCGCGGGACGCCGCGGACGGGAGAGGAGCGGGAGCGGCCGCCCCAUGCCCCGCGGGGACGGGGCCGCGGGGGGCAGCCAGGCCGCUCGGGUCUAGCCCCAGGGGCCGGUCGGAGGAGCGGCGGGAGGGGGGCACGGGGGGAGCCCGCCGCGCCGCCGGGUGCGGGCGGGAGGCCCCGCCGCCGCGCCCUGUCCGCCGAGCGGGGAUGACCCUAUCGGGCGGCGGCAGCGCCAGCGACAUGUCCGGCCCCACCGUCCCGGCGGCCGAGGAUGUGGAUAUCGACGUGGUGGGUGAAGGCGACGACGGGCUGGGCAAGGACAGCGACGGCGAGGCCGGCAGCCCCGCCGCUCUGCCGCGCCUGCCGCUGGACGAGGCGGCGGAGCUGGCGCUGCCCGCGGAGACGGGCGCGGGCGCGGAGAGCGGCAGCAGCGGCAGCGGCAGCCCGGCCCAAGCGGCCCUCGGCGGCGCGGCCGAAGGCGGCAAGGGGGGCGGCGAGGAGGGGGCGAGCGGCGGUGGCGGCGGGGCAUCGGCGGGACAGAGCAAGCCCAAGAGCAGCCUGGUGAAGCCGCCCUACUCUUACAUCGCCCUGAUCACCAUGGCCAUCCUGCAGAGCCCGCAGAAGAAGCUGACGCUCAGCGGCAUCUGCGAGUUCAUCAGCAACCGCUUUCCGUACUACCGGGAGAAGUUCCCCGCCUGGCAGAACAGCAUCCGCCACAACCUCUCCCUUAACGACUGCUUCGUCAAGAUCCCCCGGGAACCCGGCAACCCGGGCAAGGGCAACUACUGGACGCUGGAUCCGCAGUCCGAGGACAUGUUCGACAACGGCAGCUUCCUCCGCCGCAGGAAGCGCUUCAAGCGGCACCAGCAGGAGCACCUGCGGGACCAGACGGCGCUGAUGAUGCAGGGCUUCGGCGCCUACGGCCUCGCCGGUCCCUAUGGCCGCCCCUACGGGCUGCACCCCGGCGCCUACACACACCCCGCGGCCGCCGCGGCCGCGCUGCAGUACCCCUACAUCCCUCCCGUGGGGCCCAUGCUGCCGCCGGCAGUGCCGCUGCUGCCGUCCAGCGAGCUCAGCCGCAAAGCCUUCAACUCCCAGCUCAGCCCCAGCCUUCAGCUGCAGCUCAACAGCCUGGGGGCCGCCGGCUCCAUCGUCAAGUCAGAGCCCAGCAGCCGCCCCUCCUUCAGCAUCGAGAACAUCAUCGGUGUCCCGGCAGCCAGCUCGGCCGCCAGCGCCCAGACUUUCCUGCGGCCGCCCGUCACCGUGCAGUCGGCCCUGAUGGCCCACCAGCCGCUGGCGCUGGCCAGGACCACCGCCGCCAUCGCCCCCAUCCUCAGCGUGCCUACCAACAUCAUCGCGGGGCAGUUCCUGCAGCCCGCAGCCCCCGCCGCCGCCGUGCAGGCCAAGUGGCCGGCGCAGUAGCCCCGGCCAAGUAGCCCCAGGCGAGUUCCUGCAGCCACCGCCGGCCGCCCCCUCGGGGGCUCCGCGGCCGCCCCGACUCGGGCUUGGAGCAGCGGGCAUCGCCCCCCCCACCGCCGCUUGUACAUAUUUGUAUCAAAAAUCACUGACGUUGCUUUCGGGGGUUUUUAUUUUUCUAAAGAGGCGAAAUGACGGUCGCGAUUAGGAGCUGCGAACUUUCACUUUUUUUGAAGGUUCCGACGCUCUGAGCGGUUUUAUCCGAAAUAAACGAACAAACGAAAAAAAAAAAAGUAUAAAAAAUAAGCGGGGAAGAUUUUAAAUAUUAAACGAACUACGAACAAAACAAAGAAUUUUGGAGAAAAAAAUAACAAAGGAGGAAAACGCUGUCAUUCUAUUAUAGAAGUCUGUUUAUAUAUGAAUGAAUAUAUGUAUUCUAAAUGUUAUCCCUUCGUGUUGUACACAACUUUGUAAAUAAAUUUUUAAACUGCUCUGCC